Messenger RNA from Scylla paramamosain (green mud crab), 902 nucleotides. RefSeq names its product ankyrin repeat domain-containing protein 29-like. Lineage: Eukaryota; Metazoa; Arthropoda; Malacostraca; Decapoda; Portunidae. Gene Ontology annotation, cellular component: nucleus. Gene Ontology annotation, molecular function: protein binding. The record is from RefSeq and is a predicted model, not a curated record. The transcript has 5 exons. The coding region runs from base 1 to 483 and encodes 160 amino acids.
AUGCCUCUAAUACUAAUUACCUGUUUACCUAUUUAUCUAAUGCUCACUAUUACUGCAUCGGCUGCUCUAUGGGACAACGCUGAGCUGCUGGAGGACCUGCUUAAUGGCGACCAGCUGGCCCACCUGGACUGCCGGGAUGCGUGGGGCAGGACUCCCCUCCACGCCGCAGCCACAACGGAAAACUCUCGCUGCCUUAGGAUUCUUCUGCAGGCGGGGGCGGACGUGAACCUCGCCUCCGGGCCCCGCGCUGAGGGAAGGACGUGCCUACACCUCGCCUCGGAGCACGGAGCCGUUGAGAACAUCCGUCUCCUGCUGGACCACGGUGCUGACUUACUCGCCAAGGACGCCAAUGGAAUGACAGCACUGGACUUGGCGGAGCACGGCGACCACGAGCAGUGCAUGACGGUGCUAAAGGGAGCGGCAGGUACGUACCGAGGCCAGACUUCAGGUUCCUGCUUCGUGAGUACAAUAGUUCCCCUUUAAAUGUCACGUUUUCUUUAUUGCGUUUUCCGCUGUGAAUGAAAGGUGGCUGGGAUGCGCCGUGGAAUUGUAUUGAGUCUUGGCGGUGGGAAUUAAGAGUAUAUGGGUUUAGUUAGUGUAGUGAAUGGUGUUUUCUUGUUGGGUUUAUAAUAAGCUGGUUUUCUUGUUUGUUUUGGGAAGUGUACAUGAAUUUUGAGUGAUGUAUUAUAGCUGAUACAUAAAAACAAAGAAAAUUGGAAAGAUUGUACUGAAGGGUGUUAAUCUUUUCUAUUUAAGGGCAGCAACAUUACAAAAAAUAAAUAAAUAAAAAAAGAGCCCACUGAGGUGCCGGUCCGUAAACAAAAUCUGAUACAUAAUAACAUAGAAAAUUUGAAAGACUGCACUGAAGGGUGUUAUUUUUUUUUUUUGUAAGAGCAGCAACA